UAUGAUUAUCCGAUUUGAUCAUGAGAUUACAUCAUCAUCAAUCAGCUCAGCAAGGAGAAAAUUAUCAAUAUUCGCGAGCAUUGGACUUUAGGCCAAGUUUUGCCUAGUUACAAAUCAUGGAAAGAACAACAGAUUUUUGAAGAUAAAAUAUUUUGAGAAUACGCAGUAUUCUAGGAUCCAUGAUGUGUUUGAAAGCAAAAGAAAAAAUAAAAAAAUCUUAUAACUAUAACUCUAAUCCUUCUUUGUGUCCUUAAUUAUAGUAGAAAUGUAUAUAUAUAAUGCAUGUCUGGAAUCAUGUUCACUUCAAGUUGUGUGUGUGUUAAAGGAACGAUACUAAGCCAGUUGCAACAGGCAUUACACUCUGGUGUUGUAAAUAAUCACUUCAAUGAACAAUAAUAACUCUCAUUCCCCAACGAAAGUGACGGAGAAAACAUCCGAUACUUGUAAAUACAUACGUACAUAACCAUGCCACUACCACACAAAAUAUUCGCAAAAUUUUGUGUUUUUCACAGAAAACAAACAAUCUUUCAAUACAACAACUACCAAACAUGCAUUGUGGCAUGAUCGUAAAAAUUAAAACAACAACAAUAAGAAUGUAGUCAAUUGCAACAACCAUAAUACAUCAAACGUCAAAUUGUUGGAGUGACAGUUGUCAGUAGCUGGCACCAGACAAAUGAAAUAGAAAUGACAAACAGCAACUAUAACUGCACAUAUGCUACAAAUACCAAAAAAUAAAAAAACACACACACACACAACCUAUAAAUGAGCGUAUUGAAACUACGGCAUUGCAUGGUUAAUGCGCUUAAAUAUGCGAUACCGCUUCUAUAUUUCUAUGCAUGUUGGUCUCUUUGGGAGUAUGUGACCUUUUUUUGAAGCGUUCAAUCUAAAACUAGUAGUUGCAAGUAUUAAUGCAACAACAAAACUGAACAACCGACCCACUGAUAAAAGUCUGAUGAAUAGACGCUGUAGUGGGCAAUAACGUACGUACAAUAGGCCAGGCAAUUGCAAUGAAUGGCACCGUCGUCAGACAAGCACGAGUAAACAAAUAGCAACCGCAGCAACAACAACAGCGGCACCUACAAAGUAUAACAUUUGUAAUGGUCAAACUGGUUACAUUGUAUGUAGAAGGAACUAUUGUAGUAGCAACAGCAGCCAAAACAACAACAACAGCAAACAUUGUAACAGCCGAGUGAAACUGCAUUUCCUUAUUGUGCGAAAAUUGUGACGAUUUCGCAAAGUUUUUUACAUUUCUUAUAUGCAUGUAGUAUGUAUGUAAGUACCUAUGUCUUUUUUGGCUGUGCAAAUGGACAACUGCUGCAUUUAACGAGCCGACGUCUGUCUACAUAGCGGCAAUGCAGUUGUUGGAUAGACAUUCGUCAGCGCAAAAACAAACAAACACUUGCGCAGGCGAAGUAAAGUGUGGGCAAAGUGACCCAAGAGGCCGUAGUCAUAUGGCUACAAGCUAUCUACACCGCUCUCUUCAGGUUUACAGUUUUUUCCUUGGAUCCUCUAUCAUUCAAGCCUUUCCUCGCAUAUAUGCAUAAAUGUUUUUUUUUAUUUUUUUGUGUAUUUUGCACUUUUAUAUGUUUGUAUAUGUAUGCAGGUCGUUCGCAAAGUACCGUUUAAAUGCAGUUUAUAACCGUUUAAUAACCAUUCACGUAAUUGUCAGCAUUUUGCAAUUUUGCUUUUAAUUAUUUACUCCUUUCAGCGAUUUCUCAGUGCUACUGGCUGACGAUCUGCUGAAUAUGCAUAAGUUUUGCUGCGAUCUCACCAUUUGUUUGAGACAUUUCUUAUUUGCAUUUAGUUCUUAGAAAAUAAUUUUGUGGCGAAUGUGUUCUUUGAUAUUGUUUUAUUAAAGUUUUGAUGAAUUGAAGCAGCUGUUUUCGAGAAUCAUGCAUUUUUGCGCCAAUCGUCGCUUUACCAAUGAAUACAGUGCGCAUAUACCGGGCGGUGGCCUCGAGAAAUUAGCUGGCUGCUUUAAGGAAGAAAGUUACUUUAACAUGAACGACUUAAAACUUUUGCUCAAGAUGCGCGAACAGACGCUACGCGGCGCCGGUUAUGACACCACCGACAUGAACAAUGUGAUCGACGAGAUCGAAGAGCUCGAUAAUGUGACGCCAGCACAUCGUCAGCAGAGCUUAAUGAACAAGCAUAAGAAUUGCAUGGAAGAGCUGUAUUUCCUAACCGAGGAGUCGAUGAACUUGCGUCGGCUCGAACAAAAAAUGCACUUGGAAGCCGAGCAGAAAAUGCGUGAUGAUAUCGCUUUGGAAAAUAGUCGUCGCGCUUUGCAGUUUUCAAAUCAAGCGGAGGCAAUGUCUAAAAUACGCAAUGCCCGAUAUACGGAGUGAAAAUUUUUUUCUUUUCAAAAUUGUUAUUUUUAUUUAUUUAUUGAAACAGACGAAAAAAUUAAGCAACAAAAUAAUAUUUUUUUUGGUAAACAUAAGUUUAUAUGCAAGUUGGCUUUUUUAAAUUUUUUUUCGUUUUUUGUUUUUAUAUUUUUUUUUAACAUUUUUGAGAACUAGUAUGUACGUUCGUUUCCGGGGAAAAAAUGUGGGAAAUUUAAAAAAGCCCAACUGAGCAGAGUUGCACGUAUUUGCACACACACGUACGCUCACUCGCACACAAACAAGCAAUAUUGUAACUAUAACGGUGAAUGCGCGUUGCCAACGCACAACCAGUUGUACGUAUGUAGGUUUAAUAUCGAGACUCACAUAUAAACGUGGAAAAAUCGGACACAACAUAUAGAUAAUCGAUAUGUGAAUAUGUUUUAGACUAGCAUAUGUGACCCAAGAGCGCCAUUUAUGUACAUAUUUAUUAUUUAGUAAAAUUUUUAUAUGUAGAAUUGCAAAUGUACACAUAUAUUUUUGAUAUUUUGCCUUCCAUAACAUAGUUGGAAUAUUAAACUUAAGCGAUUGCCAAAAGAA
Bactrocera oleae (olive fruit fly) is the source of this 2924-nucleotide messenger RNA. RefSeq lists its product as uncharacterized. The record is from RefSeq and is a predicted model, not a curated record. NCBI's taxonomy places the organism in Eukaryota, Metazoa, Arthropoda, Insecta, Diptera, Tephritidae.